GCCGCCGCCGCUGCCGCCGCCGCCGCCGCCCGGGAGCCGGGAGCCGGGCCGCCGUCAUGCUGAGCCGGCUCGGGGCGCUGCUGCAGGAGGCCGUGGGGGCGCGGGAGCCCAGCAUUGACCUGCUGGAGGCCUUCGUGGAACACUGGAAGGGCAUCACGAACUACUACAUUGAAAGCACAGAUGAAAACACCCCGGCCAAGAAAACAGAUAUUCCCUGGCGGCUGAAGCAGAUGCUGGACAUCCUGGUGUACGAGGAGAAGCAGCAGGCGGCGGCCGGUGAGGCCGGGCCGUGUCUGGAGUACCUGCUGCAGCACAAGAUCCUGGAGACCCUGUGCACGCUGGGCAAGGCCGAGUACCCGCCAGGCAUGCGGCAGCAGGUGCUCCAGUUCUUCAGCAAGGUUCUGGCCCAGGUGCAGCAUCCCCUCCUGCAUUACCUCAGCGUCCACAGGCCUGUGCAGAAACUUCUCCGACUUGGUGGGACAGUUCCUGGAUCCCUCACAGAAAAGGAGGAGGUGCAGUUCACCACUGUCCUCUGCUCCAAGAUCCAGCAGGAUCCAGCCCUGCUCACCUAUAUUCUAGAAGGUAAAAAGACCGUCGGUAGGAAGGAGGCAUCCAGAGAAGCCACCGCCCUGCCGAGAGAGGCAGCCGGCAUCAAGAACGAGGAGCAGCCCCACAGCAAAGCUCCUGACAGGGGUGCUUGGGGGGCCCGGGCCUUGAGCACCCAGCUGCCUGCUGAGACCGAGCAGCCCGAUGGAGGGACUGGGGAGAGCAACCUCAUCACCUCGCUGAUUGGCUUGUGCAAGAGCAAGAAAGGUCGGGUGGCCCUGAAGGCCCAGGAGAACCUGCUGCUCCUGGUAAGCGUGGCUUCCCAGGCAGCUGCCACCUACCUGGUGCAGAGCAGCCCUUGUUGCCCUGCCAUCGUCGAGCACCUCUGCCAGCUGUACCAGUCCCUGCCCAGCUUCCUGGACCCCGCAGACAUUGCCGCUUUAGAGGGCAUCAGCUGGAGGUUACCCAGUGCCCCGUCUGAUGAGGCUUCCUUCCCUGGCAAGGAGACCUUGGCUGCCUUCUUGGGCUGGUUUGAUUACUGCGACCACCUCAUCACAGAGGCACACACGGUGGUUUCGGAUGCCUUGGCAAAGUCUGUGGCUGAGAAGUUAUUUGUGGAGAUUCUGCAGCCCCAGCUCCUGCAUGUGUCUGAACAGAGCGUCCUGACCUCCACCGCCCUGCUCACGGCCAUGCUGCGCCAGCUCCGCUCCCCUGCCCUGCUGCGGGAGGCCGUGGCCUUCCUCCUGGGCACGGACCAGCAGCCUGCAGCCCCCGAGGACAGCCCUCACACCCUGGGCGGCCACCUCGUCAGGCACUGCGACCACCUCUCUGAUGAGAUCAGCAUCGCCACGCUGCGGCUGUUUGAGGAGCUGCUCCAGAAGCCCCACGAGCAGAUCAUCCACAGCCUGAUCCUGUGCCACCUCGAGGGCCGCCCUUACGUGGCCCGGGGCUCGCCCGAGCCCGAGAGCUACGAGGACACCCUAGAUCUGGAGGAAGACCCCUACUUCACGGAUGGCUUCCUUGACUCCGGCUUUCAACCCUCCAUGAAGCCUCCCCCUGCCCCCAUCACCAACCCCGAUGGCAAAACAGCGGUGACCGAGAUUGUCAACAGUUUCCUCUGCCUCGUUCCUGAGGAAGCCAAGACCUCGGCUUUCCUGGAAGAGACCGGAUAUGACACAUACGUCCACGAUGCUUACGGACUGUUCCAGGAGUGCAGGUCCCGAGUGGCACCCUGGGGCUGGCCGCCGGCUCCCACACCCCUGGACCCCCAUGAGCCCGAACGGCCUUUCUUUGAGGGUCACUUCCUCCGAAUGCUGUUCGACCGCAUAUCCCGGAUUUUAGAACAGCCGUACAGCCUGAACCUGCAAGUGACCUCAGUCUUGUCCCGGCUCGCCCUCUUCCCCCACCCCCUCAUCCACGAGUACCUCCUGGAUCCCUACAUCAACCUGGCCCCUGGCUGCCGGAGCCUGUUCUCUGUGCUCGUCAGGGUGAUCGGGGACUUGAUGCAGAGAAUUCAGAGGGUGCCCCAGUUCCCAGGCAAACUGCUGCUGGUGCGCAGGCAGCUGAUGGGCCAGGUGCCCGGGGAGCAGCUGGACCACCAGACCCUCCUCCAGGGCGUGGUAGUCCUUGAGGAAUUCUGCAAAGAGCUGGCUGCCAUCGCUUUCGUCAAGUUCCCCCCACAUGGUCCUCACCUGCGCCUCUCCGAACCCCCGGAAGGGCACGUCUGAACCAGGAACGUGACACCUCUGCCCAAGAGCUGCCUCCCGCCUGGCACUGCUGCCACCACUGUCCUCCCGGGGUGGGGGCUUGGCUCCGUCUCCUUCACAUCCCGGGGACCUCUGCCUGGGUGGAGGUCUGGGCUUCCACUCUCGGGUUAACUCAAGACGCCCUUGGCCUGUUGGCUCUACCAGACUGGGUUUCAAGGAGCGGGUCUCUGAGGUAUCAGAAGCCAAGGAGCAAAAGAGAUGGCUUUCUGGGCAGCAUGGUGUCCUCGGGGCCUUCUCUGGGGAGCUGGGUGACGGCCAGAUGAGUCCCCAGACCCAGAGCUUCAUGUGUCCUGUGCCUGUCACCUGUCUCUGUGGGCCAUCUGUGGUGAAAGCCAAGACCUGAGACUCAUUCCAGGGGCACGGCGGGGAGUGAGCUGAUGACUCUGAGGCUGGUCAGGACCACAGGCCAGAGAGAUGCGGGCACGGCCCUGUCUUGGCCACACCAAGUACCACAGAUGCUGCCGAGACUUGACGUUUUCUCUCCUGCCUUCUUGGCUUAACCCUUGGGGAAGCGGCAGUGGACAGCAGGGGAAGCCCCUCUUCCCACUCAGCCCUCCCGGAGACUGUUGCACAAUUCCCAACAGCCUCAUGGCAAAUGCCCAAAGCAUGCUCCACGCCCAGGUGGGGGCAGCCGCUCAUAAGCUUGAUGCAACUGCAGCCAGGGCGGGAGAGGGCCUGGGGAGCCCGGGGGGCUGGAUGCCAGGCUCCAGCUCCAGCUGGUUUCUCUCUGGCGCCUUCUGAACCUGUCUCGGCAGGUCCACGACACCUGGGCAGAGGGGCUCAGAGACCGGGGGAGGCCAGGCCUUGCCCUUAGCAUCCUGCCAGGGUUCUCCAUGGAAUUCAAUCCCAGCGGUGCUGGAAGCUCUGGGUCCAGGUGAGGCCAAGAUGCCCACUGGACCGUGGGCCCCCCAAGGCCUGGCCGGGGAGGGGGGCUGGGGCACAGGCAGCCAGCCGGUCACGGUGUGGUUCUCCCUGCAUGACCUCUACGGCUGGGGCUGCCACCCCACCCGGCCCGAAUCUGUCUCAACCUGCAGGAACACACAGGCAGUGCCAGGCAUUACCUCACAGCAAACUGCAGUUGCUGGCUUUACUCCUGGGCAAGGAGGAGCAGGCCAGAGCCCCACUUGCUUCAUUUUUCUGCCCAUGCUGCUUCUAGAAGCCGUCCACAGGUUGCCAAGAGGUGACGUGAAAGAGGAGGAAACUCAACGACCUCUACCUCUCCUGCAUCCCUCCAAGCUGGGGAAGAUUUAACUGCUGCUCCGGAGGACACUGUGCACGUGCCUGCACGCGUGUGUGCGCACGUAUGUGUGCGCACGCGGGCGUUGGUGUGGGACAGGGGAGCAGAGCUCAGCGGGCGAAUUGGGUCUGGACUCUUCGAUUCAGAAAACGUUUGAGCGUCCGGGAGUCAGACAGACACUCCACUCCCCAAUGCACUCGGGCUUUUGCACAGUGUCCCCCGCUAGACAGCACGGAAAUAAAUGGUGUGGUUGUGUGGA
Molecule: messenger RNA, 3808 nt
Organism: Eubalaena glacialis (North Atlantic right whale)
Lineage: Eukaryota; Metazoa; Chordata; Mammalia; Artiodactyla; Balaenidae
Gene: FHIP2B
Product: FHF complex subunit HOOK interacting protein 2B
Exons: 17
Coding region: 57-2273 (738 amino acids)
Source: RefSeq, a predicted model, not a curated record